Molecule: messenger RNA, 1440 nt
Organism: Saccostrea echinata
Lineage: Eukaryota; Metazoa; Mollusca; Bivalvia; Ostreida; Ostreidae
Product: carbonic anhydrase-related protein 10-like
Exons: 11
Coding region: 147-1088 (313 amino acids)
Molecular function (GO): zinc ion binding; carbonate dehydratase activity
Source: RefSeq, a predicted model, not a curated record
AUAUAAUUUUCCACAUUAGCAUUCAUCUAGUGCCGCCAAACUCUACAGUACCAGAUAUCCGACAACGGUACAGUGGACCUUGUUAUUUUAUCGAGAAAAUAUAAGGAAUUAAUUAAAACUUUCAGGUAGUUUUGCAGGUUACCAUCAUGGACUUUACAUCCAGUGCCAAUAGUUUCAUCAAGACACUACUGAUGACUUUGUUUGUUUUCAAUAAAGGUUACGGACAAUGGUCAGACUGGUGGAUGUAUUCCGGUUUUUCAGGUCCAUCUAAUUGGCGUAUCAAUAAAGACUGGAUUCUCUGCAGCGAGGGAAAAUUGCAGUCCCCCAUAAACAUCUCGGCUGAGACUUUACUCUUCGAUCCGGGACUAAAAGAUAUCUUAGUUACUGGAAAUAGGAUCAUGGGAAAUUUGACGAAUUUAGGAAAUGACGUAACUUUUUUUGUCCGUGGUGCUCGCUCGGUUACUAUAUCUCUGGGACCUCUACCUUACGUGUAUAAAUUAUCUCAGAUUAAGUUCCACUUUGGCAGGAAGGAUGGAAUGGGAACAGAACACACCAUAGACGGGAAAAGAUUCGACGCCGAGGUUCAUCUCAUGGCGUAUAAUUCCGAUCUCUUCCACAACUACACUGCAGCUGAACGUUCACCCAGAGGUUUGGCGAUCAUCAGUCUUUUUAUUAAGGCAAACCGGGAUACUACACAUACUGAAAUUAAUAAAAUAACCAGUGCUCUCAGCAAAAUUCAAUUCAGAGGUAAUACGACUCUAAUAGAAGAGCUCUCAAUUCAAAGCAUCCUUCCAGAAAACCUACAAUAUAUGACGUAUGAGGGGUCCGUAACGCAACCUGGUUGCUAUGAAACGGUCACUUGGAUCCUUCUCAACAGACCAAUUUUCAUGGGGGAACACCAGUUAAACGCUUUAAGGACCCUGAGGAGGGACACGCCGGAAAAUCCCCAGGCGUUUAUGUUUGACAAUGUCCGGCCCGUGCAAUCCCUACACAGACGGACGGUCAGGACCAACAUUAAUACGAAUACUAAAUGUCCAAUCAGGAGAGAGGUUCGGUACAAGGUGAAUAAGAAAGUUAUAAAGCAAUGAAACAGUCGAAAUUUAGACCAAUUCUACCUCAAUCAGAAAGACCAUCCAACUGCCCAACACAAGUCUCCUUAGGUGACCUCCCAUUCCUGUUUUCCGCCAGUUGCCAAAUACUGAACUAGUAUCCGCUCUAUCUAACCACCACCGGUGACCUUGUGUUUUCAUCGAUCCAUCAUUCAAUUCAACUUGGUGCUAUUUUUUUUUUAAGAUUAUAAUUUUAUUAAGGCUUUUGUGUUUAUCUGUGCAAUUUUGUGAAUGUAUGUAUAUUUAGUCCUGAUAUUAAAAGAGAAAGUGUCUUUUUUUGAGCUCGAAUAAAAAAACUUCUUUUCCUUUCGGAGGGAUUAGUUCCCGGAAG